AGUCCGCAUGCGCGCUGAGAGCGCCCCUCCCGUCCACGCAUGCUCAGUCUGGCGCGGCGCAUGCGCAGGGCCGGCGGCGCGGACUAGGGCUGGCUCCGCUGUGCGCUGCCGCCGCCUCUUCUUCCUCCCCGGGGCGCUUCCGGGACGCCGAGGCCAGUUCCGGAAGAGCCGACCGCGGCUUCUUCUGCCUCCCUCCCGCUCCCGGACCUUCCGGCGCCACCGCCUCGGCCGGUGCCUACGGAGGGCCUUCCCCGCCCACGCCGCGCGCCUGUCACUCAGAGCGGCGCCGCGCCCGGGAGCCAAUCAGCAGCCGCCGCAAGCGACCAUGUCGGAGUCCGGGCACAGCCAGCCUGGGCUCUACGGGGCGGAGCGGCGGCGCCGGUGGAAGGAACCUGGCGCCAGUGGCCCUCAGAACCUCUCUGGGCCUGGCGGUCGGGAGAGAGACUACAUUGCGCCCUGGGAGAGAGAGAGACGGGACGGCAGCGAGGACCCCAGCACUAACGUCAUGCAGAAGACCCCCAUCAUCCUCUCGAAGCCUCCAGCUGAGCGGUCAAAGCAGCCGCCGCCGAGCACCGCCCCGGCCCCUCCGCCGGCCCCGGCCACGCUGGAGAAGCCCAUUGUGCUCAUGAAGCCUCGAGAGGAAGGCAAGGGGCCUGCGGCUGGCACAGGGUCCACCACCCCUGAGGGCACCACCCCAUCGCCCCCCACGGCCGCCACGCCUCCCAAAGGAGAGAAGGAGGGACAGAGGCCCACGCAGCCUGUGUACCAGAUUCAGAACCGGGGCAUGGGCACUGCCACGCCAACCGCCAUGGACCCUGUGGUGGGCCAGGCCAAGCUCCUGCCCCCGGAGCGCAUGAAGCACAGCAUCAAGCUGGUGGACGACCAGAUGAACUGGUGUGACAGCGCUAUUGAGUACCUGCUGGAUCAGACUGACGUGCUGGUGGUCGGUGUCCUGGGCCUCCAGGGGACAGGCAAGUCCAUGGUCAUGUCGCUGCUGUCAGCAAACACGCCAGAGGAAGACCAGAG
This is a messenger RNA of Psammomys obesus (fat sand rat), 1026 nucleotides long. It is a transcript of the gene Smg9, whose product is annotated as SMG9 nonsense mediated mRNA decay factor. Gene Ontology annotation, biological process: nuclear-transcribed mRNA catabolic process, nonsense-mediated decay. The record is from RefSeq and is a predicted model, not a curated record. Lineage: Eukaryota; Metazoa; Chordata; Mammalia; Rodentia; Muridae.